This is a messenger RNA of Aedes albopictus (Asian tiger mosquito), 1074 nucleotides long. RefSeq lists its product as uncharacterized. The record is from RefSeq and is a predicted model, not a curated record. NCBI's taxonomy places the organism in Eukaryota, Metazoa, Arthropoda, Insecta, Diptera, Culicidae. The transcript is spliced from 2 exons. Bases 1 to 1074 code for a protein of 357 amino acids.
AUGAGGAAGAUGAAUGCAACGGUGGAUGCGUGGCUGGAAAAGAAAUGGAUAGAGAAAAGCGAACACCGGAAAGUGAAAAUAUCGAGCUGUAAUCCUCCCAGAAUCUACGGUCUUCCGAAGUUGCACAAGGAGGGCAGACCUUUGAGGCCAGUAGUUUCGACGAUCGGAUCCGCCACCUACCAGAUGGCCCAAUUUCUGGCAGGGGUCCUGGAAAAUGUUGUUGGAAAAACAGAACACCACGUGAAAAACAGUUUUGAGUUUGCACAACAGGUAACAGGAAUGCAGAUCCCCGAGGAGCACGUGCUUUUUUCACUGGACGUGAAAUCGCUAUACACAAACGUUCCGGUGCAGUACGCGAUGGAGUGUAUCGCGGAAAGGUGGAGUGAGGUAGCCAGGUAUACGAAGAUCGAUAAACGAAGUUUCUUGGAUGCAGGAAGGCUAGUCUUGGACUCUACUUUCUUCAACUAUCGAGGAGUCACCUACACGCAAACCUUCGGUGUACCGAUGGGAUCCCCGCUGUCUCCGGUUAUAGCGAACAUCGUUAUGGAGCGCUUGGAACAGGAGAGCAUACAGAGGGUGAGUGCAGAACACCUCGAUAUGGUGAUAUACAGACGGUAUGUGGACGACUGUUUUUGCGUUGCACGGAGGGAACAUGUGGAUCGAAUCCUGGAGAUUUUCAACGACUUCCAUGAUAGGCUGCAGUUCACGGUGGAGAAGGAAGAACAAGAGCAGAUCAAAUUUCUCGAUAUCAUGGUAACGAGAAAAGAUGGAAUCCUUGAGAAAAAAUGGUUACCAAAGCAGACAAACGGACGGUAUCUCGAUUUCAUUUCGGAAAGUCCGUACUCCCACAAGCGCAACACUGCGAUUGCCCUAGUGGAUAGGGCUAUCAAGUUAACCGAUGCGCAGCACCGCCCCUCGGCCAUCAGUACAGUGAAGGAAAUGCUGAAAUGUAACAAUUACCCCAAUUGGUUCAUUCAGAAUGUCCUGAAACAGAGGGUGCACAAGCACUACAACGUACUGCAGAACGAUAAGGAGGCGGAUGAAACGAAGUACAUCCCCACGCCGACAACAUAA